This is a messenger RNA of Penicillium brasilianum, 450 nucleotides long. NCBI's taxonomy places the organism in Eukaryota, Fungi, Ascomycota, Eurotiomycetes, Eurotiales, Aspergillaceae. The record is from the annotation of a GenBank genome assembly.
AUGUCGUCGGCUGUAGCGGAACUGGAUAGCUACCUUCGGUCCAUGCUGGCUUUGAAGCCUCCCGGGAUUACAGGCUCCAAGGUUCACAGUAUCACCAGACUGUGCACCGCCAAUGUUCAAGAUGAACCCGUUCUCAUCCAAAAAGUCUACACCCACUUCAAGAAGGUUCCCGCCACCCACAAGCUGGGCGAUCUCUAUGUGGUCGACUCUAUAGCCCGGCAUGGGUGGACGCCACUCGCAAAGGCUGGCCGGUCUCCACGAAGCGCCGCGCCGGAUGGGACCUACGCUGGUGGUGUCGAUCGAUUGACCAAGUUGCUGCCCGUGUUGAUGACCGACAUCAUCGACAAUGCCCCGCAAGAUCAAAAGGAAAAGAUCAAGAACCUUGUCGACAUCUGGGAGUGCUGCUGCUCCUUCCCGCCCUCCUGUUCAACUCAUUCCGCGAGAAACUGA